GCUCAGGAGAGCGCCGAGCACAUCGAUGGCAUUGCCUCUGAGUGGGCGGGGCGCCCUGGGCGGGUCCACGGCCCCCCACGGCCCCCCAGACCCCCGUCCCGGCAUAGCACUCCGCUCUUCUGGGCCCCGCGGGCGCGUCCUCCGGCGCACAGGGGCACGGGCCCGCCCUGCCCGAGGGCCGGUCGUUCCUUCCCCUGCGCUGGGAGGCUGUGGGGUUUGUGCGGUGUGGCCCGGCCCGGGCGGGGACCGAGGCUGUUUCUCCUGGGAUGCAUGCCCCCGUCCCGGGGCCAGGAAGUGCAGGAGCUGGCCGCGACCCGGGCUGGGCGACGAAGGCGCGCCGAGAGCAGGCAGCGACUGCGCUUGGUUGCGGGACCCGGGCUCGGAGGUGGCUCCUCGAGCUCCUUACCUGCUGGAGAGCUGCAGGCGCAGAGAUGGUGAACCGCGCGCCCGGGGCCCUGGCACCAUCUCCCACUUGGCUUUCUCAAGGCACCUUGACCCACAACCCUGCCGCCCCGACAGAUGUCCGGGAAUGACGCUCAGCUCCUCCAUUUUAGGAUUUUUUUGUUUUUCUACAGUAGGGACGUGGAAGUUCCCAGAACAGAAUCUCACACCAUCCAGUGCUCUGGCUUCAGGAGCUGGCAAGGGAUUCGCCCUAUGCCGAGCAAAAGAGAACGCUCUCUUCCUCGUCACACGGCAGCAGCCAGCGCUCCACCACAGAACUGCCCUUCUGCCCAGAAACAAGGCCUUCGUCUGAGCCCCCAGGGAGCGGUCAGAAAGGCACAGGUCGCCGGGCAGACGAGGGCCUGUGCUGGGUGUUGCCUCUCAGGUGUUCCUCUUUCACCCCAGGCUCAUAGCAAAGAAAGGAGAGUCGCAGAAGCAGGAAAUUCAGGGAGAGGCUUCAAAAAAGACAAAGGGAUCGGGAAACUCCCCAAAUUCCUGAUGUUCUCCGGGCCGACGGUCACCAGGAUCCUUGACUGCAGGGUGCCCCCUCUUGUCUGUCCUGCCUCCUUCCUAGGCUGGGCGAUAGCCAAGUGAGCUAAUGUCUGUGGAAGUUCCUUGUAAAUGUCAAAUCGCCCUACAGUUUUAGGAUGCCACGAUUACUAUCUAGUGUGACAGAGAAACUCCUCCCAGGGACUUGAUUUUCUCAGCUACUUAGUGGCAGAACUGAACUUUAACCCAAGUCUAAGGCUGAGCCCAGCACUUUCCUAAGCAGAUUAGUGGGCCAUAAUCAUGCAAACUCACAGAGAUACAUUUUCCCAGUGAAAUUGUGUAUUAGAGAUCUUUAGUUGACUUGAAAUGAAAAACGAAAUUGAAAUUAACUUUCAAUGACUAGCUUUGGAAAACAAACAGCACUUGUAGAAAUUUCACAGGUUUGAACUUUACACAGUCGACGGCUCCCUUUAAGAGAGCCUUGGUGCCCCACACGCCUUCCAACUCAGGUGCAGCUAUUUCCUUUCGGUGGUUACAAGGAAAGCCUACCAGGGGACUUCUGCUGCAGGAACAAAUUGAUUGCUCUAGUCUGAGAUUUGGCAAGGGAGAAAUUAUGCUGAGUCAAUGUGACUAAACAUCUGAACACACCCAGAUUACUAAUGAACAGGCAUCAUUUUAGGCAAAUAUGCUUAAAUACCUAAUUAAGCAGCCAGUAAUUUUUUUCUUCUACUACAGCCUUCCCAUUUCUUUGUUAAGGUGCUAACUACCAGUAAAAUACAAUGGUCUCCCAGGAUCAUUGGAAAACCACAACAAACUGGCUUAGGAGAGAGCAGAUGGUGGGUAAGCCCUGACACUCGGGUUUUUCUUUUAUGUAAUCCAAGUGCCUGAUUUAAGCUUUACACAGCCUCUCCUAAAACACACUGCCAGCCGCAGGCCUGGGAAGAGGCCUCAGAGAGACUGCAGAGAAGCAGGCUGCGUCCCCGCUGUGUUUGGGGCCCCUUUGCUUUGGAGAUCUUGGUUAGUAUCAAAACUGACCAUUUGGGUCACUUGUUUUUUCUCUUCCUGCACUUUAAAUUGCCACUCUUAGGUUUUAAAUUCACCAAUAAAACGUGAGCCCAUGAAACCCUAGGCCCCACCCUCAACCCCAGUCAAAGGAGAGGCCCAGGCCUACAUGGGCAUGCUCCCCUCUCUCUCUCUCUCUCUCUCUCUCUGUGAUCAGAGAGGCCAUGUAAUUUCCAGGUCCUGUAAGCAACAGACCUGCUUUGUUUUGUUUUCAAAGUUUCCCAAUGGUUACUACUGAAGAGCAUCUUGUAACCUUAACCACAAUCUGGUCCAGCCAUAACAUUGGUCUUUGAGAAACUGAGACCAGCAUCCAAUGGCAGGGCUGGAACAAAGGCAAGCCUCCCCCAGAAGUGAACAGAGUAAAGCCAGAGAGCUUGCUAGAACUAGAGCUUCAUGCUGACUUUUUUAUAAUUAUAGUGUCAUUGAUAUACAAUCUUAUGAAGGUUUCAGAUGAACAACAUUGUGGUUUCAACAUUCACCCAUAUUAUCAAGUCCUCUCCCUCCCCAGGCCCCAUGGCAGUCACCAUCUAUCAGCGUAGUAAGAUGCUAUAGAGCUGACCUCUAUAUUUUAGAAAAGCCCCAAAUGCUCGGCUUGUGAUGCUUGGGAAAGUCAGUUCCCACUACUGCUCACCCUAACAAGCUUUGGUCCUGCCCUAGCUCUGUGAAUCCCAAAUCCAGGCUUGGGUGUGCAUUCUACAGGCUUGGGUGAUGGGGAUAAAGGGGCACAGUAAUUCACAGUCACAAUAUAAGUUGGUCAUGGGGACGGUAGUACAGCAAGGAGAAUAUAGCCAAUGAUUCUGUAUCAUCUUCCUGCAUUAACAAUGACCACACUAGAGGGAGUGAGGAUUUAAUAAUAUGAGUAACCGUUGAACACUGUGCUGUAUAUUUGAAACCAACAUAAGACUGUAUAUCAACAAUACUUUAAUAAAAUAAAUAAAUAAAAGAAAAGCAGGACUUCAGGCCCAACAGACCUCCUGGGCCCAAGCCUGCCUGCAGUGCGAGCCAGAGCAUCUGCAGCACAUGAAGGCCAGAGAAGCACUUGCUGCCAACCUACUUAAUUCUGAGGUCCGGUGUUCGUAAAUCCACUUGCACCACGCGUCAGCCACAGUCUCCAACCCCACCUUCAACGGUAAUAAAGGUGCAAUCUUC
Messenger RNA from Manis javanica (Malayan pangolin), 3141 nucleotides. Lineage: Eukaryota; Metazoa; Chordata; Mammalia; Pholidota; Manidae. The record is from RefSeq and is a predicted model, not a curated record.